UCAGUACCUGUGCGACUAACCUUCCGCCAACUGGGAUGAAACGCGCGUGAUUCGGUUAUGACGCGUACGCCGCAGAGAGGUUAGUUCGUUUGUUUUCCCUGGUUCUAUGGAUUAUGACGCUGUGGCCAAUAAUGUAAUUAUGAACCAGCUCUGUAAGGUGUGCGGGGAGCCAGCGGCGGGCUUUCAUUUUGGCGCUUUUACCUGUGAAGGAUGCAAGUCCUUUUUUGGAAGAACCUACAACAACAUCAGCUCCAUCUCCGAAUGCAAAAACAACGGCGAGUGCAUCAUCAACAAGAAAAACCGCACAGCCUGCAAAGCGUGCCGCCUCCGAAAAUGCCUCCUCGUCGGCAUGUCAAAAAGCGGCUCGCGGUACGGCAGGCGCUCCAACUGGUUCAAAAUCCACUGCCUCCUCCAGGAGCAGCAGCAGCAAGCAGGCGCCAACAUGGCUGCUGCCGCAGCAGCUAACCUCCUGCGACCACAUCCCUACCUAUCCCCCCUGUUCCGCAGUCCCCAGAUAACUACCCCUCACACCCCCAGAGACAGGUCCUCGGAGUCCGACAGCGGAGCCUCCUCUGCAGAUAUGGAGGACGAAAUGAGGUCCACGAGUGCCUUGAGUUAUCUCAAAUCAUCAGCGUCGCCAUCUAGUGACAAGGACUUUUAUUACAGUAGCAAGAAGCUAGCUUCCUCCUCGAGUGAUUCGGAGUUUUUCGCGCGGAAAAAGGUCGCGGGUGUUCUAAAUUCAGCGCAGUCGGUAUCCCCUGCUUCGUUACCGUCAGUAUCCCCAAGCGGAUUGGUCCCUAAGUGGAUUCCUCCCUUCCAAGGCAUCGGAGACCCUUCGGCUUGGAGGGAUUUGUGGCUUCGCGCGCCUCCCCCUCCUCUAGCUGCCCCUGCUCCUGAUCAGGAUCAGCCGAUAGAUCUCUCCGUGAAGGCUGACAGUGCUGGAAAGGUUUCUCUCCAGGAGGAGAAUUAUGACAGUGAACGGGAACAGAGUAUAGACGUGGGAGUGGAAGAGCCGGUGAAAAUGGCGCCGCUGGACUUGACUUUGGAAAGGCAAGUGGGGGGUGUGGGAAACUUCACUUGAUGGGAUGGAAGGGGUGUGGGCUAGGAUGUUCCUAUUUAAUUUCUUUAGAUGUGGGAUUAUGGGGGUUCGGGGGCAAAAGAUCUCGUUUGGUUUGCGUCAAUCGAAAACUGGGAGGAGUUGAAAUUAUUCGUAGAGGAAAAAUGUUUUGAUAUGAAAAAUAUGAAUGUUGAAUCUAUGGCUACGGACCAAUCUCAUGCAGAAAACUUGUAGUUCUUCAUAAAUCUAAACUGAGUCACAUUCCACAACAUAUCCCUACUUCACAAAGAAAGUUUUGUGAUGAUACAUCGAAUAAAACUUUUUAGCAUUCCUCUUCGAAGUGUCUGGAAAAAACAUUUGUUGUAUCACCUCAUCAGCACCGUUUUGGAUAACUUUACAAGAUGGAAAAUUCAUUUAUUCGAAUUAAGAAUACACUAGCUCGUUACUUGACCCCUACGGUACUAGAAUGAAAAUUUCAUUUGUGAAAAUUCCAUGACCAGUAUAAUGAAUAGAUUCGUUUCUUUCAUAACUUCUCCGUAAUCAAAGUCGUUAUGAAAGAAUCGAGUGCUUUUUCUUGGGAUGUUAUUUGGUGCUGAUAAGACAAGUGUUUUGUCCCGAAACUUCGAAGUGCACUAUUGAAAAUGAUGGUGUUCUAUGUGAGUGGACAUCAAGUUUGAUUAUAGAGAAUCAGAAAGUUAUUUCCGAAAAAUUGAAAACCUGAAAUGAAUUGUUGAAUUUGAUUCAACAUUUUUCCGUUAUUGGGAAUGGAUUUAGAGUUUUUUGAAUAAAAAUAAUGAAACAUGAGAUUGAUUCUGCGUUCUUAGUUAGAAUAUUUAUUUAAAUAAAUGAUUCUUGAUUGGAUUUUCACGUUAUAGUACUUAGUUGGCCAGUGUACAUACAUCAUCUACUUGUGUAAGUGUGGAAAUGUUAUUGAUAGUUACUCUGUUAAGUUUGGUUGUUAAUCUUGAUCGAAACAUUUGUUUCGGUUCAGCGAAAGGAUCAGGAAAAACAUAAUUUGUUUAUAUUGAAAGAAGUCCAUUGCUUACGAGUAAUUAUAUUUUUGUAUUUAUUGUUCAUAACAGAUACUGUUACUGAUUUUUUUACUGGGUGAAAUGUGGUGUAAAAAUCUAGCCACAAGAGAAUUUCAGGUCUUUCAGUAAUAUUUGGUAAUUGUAACUUUCAAAAUAUCAAAAUAGCAAAUAACAGAUCCUUUUAUUGAACUGUUUUUGUACUAUUUCCACAUUUUGUGAUACUACUCCGUCCACUCAAUAUAAUAUAGUCAAUUUUAGUGAUUUUCAAUUGCAAAAUGGUUUUUGUCACGGAAUGAUUAGCACAUGGUGUUGAAUGAAGUGUUGAAAAAUAACAACUGAAUAUUCCUUAUUGUAAAUUAGCUCUCUGGGUAUUUGAGAAUGAAUAGAAUUCCUUUUAUUUUCAAUAUAAAAAAAGUUUCAUAAGUAGCAAUGUUUGAUUUUGCAAUUUUUUCUAUAUAUCAAAAUUGGAAAUGUAAUUAUUUCGAAAAAUUAUGUACAUUGAAAUGGCAGCUAUUUUUUAUUGAUGACAAAGAUAAUAAUCUGAUUCCAUCUUAUUUUUCUCAUGUUUCUUCGGAACAAAACGGUUCGUUUAGUAUUGGAUGAGACUAAAAAUAAAAACAUUGAUUAUCGAAACGUAUCUACAACGAUUUUUUUGAAGCAGUGCCUGUCCGCUCAUAUUAUAUUUUUUAAUACACUGAACAUUCAUUUAAGUAUAAGGGAUUUAGUAUUCUAGCUGAUACUAUAAUUAUUAUUUGUUGUGAAUGAAAACUUUUUUGUAUCACUCUGUUGGAACUGGGAGGAAUUGGAUUAGGUAUUGUUUUUAUCGAAAAAUUUUAUGAGGAAGAGUAAUAUUUCUGAACGACUUCGUAAAUUUAUUUUCAAAUGACCAGAGAAGAGCUAUAAAAGAUAAUAGUUUCACGAAGAAUAUUAUGGUGCGAAAUUUGCAUAAGAAAUCGAUCGCCACUUCCUGUUUGUAAAAAAAACUUGAAAACGUGCGAUAAAAUUAACUAGGUAGCAGAAAUUUGGAGCAAAAAAACAUAAAACCAAUACCUUCUAGGCGAAACAUUUCUGGAAUCAAAUUUAUAGACUCCAAUUAUUGCCAUUUAGUUUAUGGAAUAUAUUUCGAAUGGGAAAAAAUCUUCAAUGACGAGAUUGAAACCUCCUCAAAACUUUUUUUGAUUCUAGAGAAAUAUCACCGAGAUGCCUUGAUUAGCUCUUAACGACAAUAUAUGGCAAUUAUUAAAUACUUAGGUAAUAGAAUUACACCGAAAGAAUUUUUAUCGUGUAAUAUAUUUUGGUUACUUUGCUGUUUUUGUAUAUAGAGAGAGAUAUGUUGAAGUGAAUUUGUCAGAGAAAUAUUUUUAUACAUAUUUAUAUAACGACUUGUGUAUGAAAUACCGAUGUCAGAUAUUUUUUAUAAUGAAGAUGAAUCAUUGUAUAUGGCCAGUAAACACGUGCCUUAUGUUAUACAUUUUUUCAUAUUGUGCUUUGAAUAAAAACGUUUUGUUGUC
Messenger RNA from Leptinotarsa decemlineata (Colorado potato beetle), 3599 nucleotides. RefSeq names its product eagle (gene Eg). The record is from RefSeq and is a predicted model, not a curated record. Gene Ontology annotation, biological process: regulation of DNA-templated transcription. NCBI's taxonomy places the organism in Eukaryota, Metazoa, Arthropoda, Insecta, Coleoptera, Chrysomelidae. Gene Ontology annotation, molecular function: DNA-binding transcription factor activity; zinc ion binding; sequence-specific DNA binding.